Molecule: messenger RNA, 1848 nt
Organism: Amborella trichopoda
Lineage: Eukaryota; Viridiplantae; Streptophyta; Magnoliopsida; Amborellales; Amborellaceae
Product: porphyromonas-type peptidyl-arginine deiminase family protein
Biological process (GO): putrescine biosynthetic process
Molecular function (GO): protein-arginine deiminase activity; agmatine deiminase activity
Source: RefSeq, a predicted model, not a curated record
UCCUUCAUACAAGCAGUAAAUGAUGAAUACAUAAAAUCAAUUAUUUUUCUGAUUUUAAUUAUUUUUAACAAUUGUUUUUUGUUUUAUGCAAUUUUGGAGCUCUUUUUGGGCUUGCACAAGACUCGACCAAGUCGACUCAGAUUUUUCCCAUUACUUGGCUUGGCCAGAGGCCGAUCCCCGAGCCUGAGGCAAAUUUUUUAGCAUCGUUUUUGGGUGAUUUGGUCCAAAUCCUCAUUAGUGAGUGACUCUGAUCAAUCAUCUGCCAUUCCGAGUUGAAAAGGGAAAAUGGGCCCCAAGCUGAUUUUGUGUUUAUGUGGAAAAAAACUCAGGAACGUGGGGAUAAUUGGCGCAAUGAUGCUGUGCAUGGACAGGAUGCUUUUGUAAAAGUAGCAAGUGCAAUAUCAAGGUUCGAGCCUGUAAAUGUUUGUGCUAGUGCUUCUCAGUGGUCCAAUGCACGUGCUAAGCUGCCAAAAAAUGUUCGAGUGUUGGAGAUGAGUAUGAACGAUUCAUGGUUCAGGGACAUCGGACCCACUUUUGUUAUGUGUGACAAGCAAUCAAGUUCAGGGUACCAAGAGCACAGAGUUGCGGGGAUUGAUUGGAAUUUUAAUGGCUGGGGUGGUGCUCUCAACGGUUGCUAUAGUGAUUGGAGUCUUGAUCUCCUUGUGGCCCAAAAGAUUUUGGGAGUUGAGAGACUUCCCAGGUUUCCUCAUUCCAUUAUUCUUGAAGGUGGAAGUAUCCAUGUGGACGGUGAAGGCACUUGCAUUACAACUGAGGAAUGCCUAUUAAAUCCCAAUCGCAACCCAGAUUUGUCGAAGGAGCAGAUUGAGAAUGAACUGAAGGCUUAUCUUGGUGUUAGAAAAGUGAUUUGGUUGCCUCGAGGAUUGUAUGGUGAUGAUGAUACUAAUGGUCAUGUUGACAACAUGUGCUGCUUUGUAAAGCCUGGAGUUGUUGUUUUAGCGUGGACUGAUGAUGAACGCGAUCCUCAGUAUUCUCGCUCUGUUGAGGCUUAUACCAUUCUCACUAGUUCCACUGAUGGUUGUGGUAGAAACUUAGAAGUAAUAAAACUCCAUGUGCCUGAGCCUCUUUUUAUGACAGAGGAAGAAGAGAAGGGGAUUAAGGUCUCAAAUAUACCGACAGCUAUAUGCCUGUUAGAUUUGGGAAAACAGGGAGGGAUUUGUGAUAUUAGAGAAUCUUGCCAAUUUGCAUCAGUAUAUUAUCGCUGUGGAAAGAGCCUUGAUGGGAAACCCAGAACUGCCGGAACAAGACUGGCAGCCUCCUAUGUGAAUUUUUACAUCGCCAAUGGUGGGAUCAUUGCUCCUUCAUUUGGAGACAGGAAAUACGAUGAUGAAGCCUUCCAUGUUCUUUCUUCUGCCUUCCCAAAUCAUGAGGUUAUAAUGAUAGAGGGCGCAAGGGAAAUUUGUCUUGCUGGGGGGAACAUACAUUGCAUCACACAGCAGCAGCCAGCUUUCCCAAUUGUGAAGCUGUGCCAGAAACUGCAAAGGCCAGGUAAUCUUUACUGGAUGGUGGCAGAUGCAUUUACCAGAGAGAGAGAGAGAGAGCGCGAGAGAAGGGGGGAAGGGGGGCAAGUUGUACACUGGGAGCACAGUAUGAGGAGCAGAGUUGCAGAACCAGAUGUUAUAAAGUGCAUUGAGCAUCCAUUGUUUGAAAUACUGCCCUUUUAAGUAGAACCACUCUUUUGCUUUUCUUUUGUAAAGCACAAUUGUUAUGGCUAUCAAAGGGUCUAUAAUUGAUUUGAGCUGCCCUUGUAGGCAACAUUAAUGGAGAGGACGGAAGUGCUCUGAUUUUAAAUCAUUUUGGAAUCAAUCAAUGAAAGUAUGAUACAGACCA